Molecule: messenger RNA, 5101 nt
Organism: Episyrphus balteatus (marmalade hoverfly)
Lineage: Eukaryota; Metazoa; Arthropoda; Insecta; Diptera; Syrphidae
Product: calmodulin-A-like
Exons: 8
Coding region: 2128-3000 (290 amino acids)
Cellular component (GO): myosin II complex
Molecular function (GO): calcium ion binding
Source: RefSeq, a predicted model, not a curated record
UUUCCUCUUUUUAUUCUAGCGCAAUGGUAAAAUUGAAUUGCUAGACUCUAGAAACAAGAGCAAAAGCAAAAAAAAAGGACACUUUUUGAUGAGAAACGGUAUACAAACAUAUAUAUAAACUUUUCUGAAAUGACAAUGAUAUGAGAAUAAAGGACACACAAUUCAAAGCCAAAGCAACCCAUCACAAGAGCAACAAAAGAAAAAAGGAUUUAAUUUUUAUAGAAAAAAAAAAUACGAGAGGUUUUAUUUUUUUUUUGUAGAUAGAGAUAGAUAUUUUGUUGAAAGUCUUGAGCAUGAAAUCUUUUCAAAAUAUUUUACAUCCAAAACGGAACUGUAUUCUACUUCAAUUUUAAAUGAGAAGAAAAAAAAAUAUUCCAAAACCGAAGGACAUCAGACAGCAGCAGUAGCAGCAAAACAAUACAAAACAGUCAAACAAGGAUCAAAAAGUAGCUGGGUACUCUCUAGAGUAGGUAGAAGGUAGUUAGAGUAGUGCGCAGAAAAGAUAAAUAUACAUCGAAAAACGAGAAGAGACACACAACGAGGUUGAAUAUUGUGCACACCCAAGGACCAACAGAAGAUGACUGCAGAGGAAGCACGUAAAAGUGGCGUCUAUCUGUCGGCAGAAUUGUAUUUGUAUCCAAAAGCCACUCAUCCAAUUGCAUCAGAAUCAGCAACUUCUUCCUCACCGAAUAGUCACCUCUGUGUCGUAUUGGAACACAAUAACAACAACAACAACAAUUCCUGCCCUCUGUCGAAUGCAAAUAGUUUCAAACAAUACACGAAUUUCUUCUGUACGAAUUUGAAAGGACUUGGACCAACUAUUGCUACAAAUACCAACACUGGUCGAUGUUAACUUCUAUUUUCAAAUUCCAACCCCACAGCUUGCAAAAUUGAAAACCAAAUCAUUUACAUUUAUGUACUUAUUACCUACACAAGUUGCAUUUGUAUGUGUGUAUAGGUAAAUGGUUAACAGGAGUAAGUGGUGAAAGAUAGAUAUAUCCAAGAGGAUACCACAUCUAAAACCAAUAUUAAUGGUGCCUAAACUAAAUGUGGCCGACAUAUUUGCCAGUAUCCGAUCCGAUCCGAUAAAUGUGUUGAGAUAGAAAAGGAUGUCCUUAUAUAGUAUGUCAUUAGUACAAUAAGGACGACAACACACACAUAUCUUUUCAGUUCAAAUUCACAAUUUCACGAUUUUCACCAGAUACGCGCCUUUGAAAGCGGAAAAUCUUUUCCGCAAACACCGUUAAGCUUGUUAACAAACUCACUAGCGCUCUGCUGAUUCUCAAUGCGUUCUACAUUAUAUGGUAUAUACGAGUACAGAGUACCUCUAUAUCUAUAGAUAUCCUUCUAGGAUCGUAAGUAGGAGUAUUUGAUGCGAAUAUAGUCGCAUUAUUUCCGUAAAGCUGGUUACACAUGGGAAUUCGAUAAAACUACUUGAAAAACUACCCCGCCCUACCCCAUUUUGCUGCUGCCGCCGCUACUGCAGCCGACAACGACCACGUUUUCGAAGUUUUAAAGCCCUCUGCUGUGCUAUAACGUUGUUCGACAUUAUCGUGUUCUCGUCCUCGUCCUCGGUACAGUGCCGUAGAGCUUCGUCCUUGUUUCAAAAAAAAAAAAAUAAAAAAUACGUUUCUCGUUUAAAGUGUGUGUGCAUUUGGCGCGAGACUACACAUCACACCAGUGAGUGUGUUCCCUUUUACGGCUUUGGGGGGGAAACUAAAAAUCGAAGGAACUAUAACCAUUUCUAUAUAAUGUGUACAAGUUUACUCGUAUGUUUUUAAUGUUUUUUGUAUUUUUUGUUUUCUGUCAUACAUUCUGUGGUGUAAACACUUAACGCACAAAAAACUCUAUAUACAUAUAAACAUAAAACAACAAAAAAAAAAAAAAUAAAAUCCUGUUAAGUUUUAUUGAAAGUUUUUAGCGCGAUAUAGGGGAUACCUAUAAUCCUAUAUGGAAUAAAAAAAAACCCUCUGGUGUGCAAUUAAUUUAAUAUUCACCUUGUAAAUCUAAAAAACCUUAUAAUUAAAAAAGUACUAGAAGUGCUUUAACUUAAUAAUAGUUUAAAGAAAAUCAAAAUUAUAAAAAAAAAAACAAAACAAAAAUAAAAAUAAAUAAAUAAAAAACAAAAUGGCGUUCGCAGCUGCUCGUAUGAUAUUGAAAGAUAAACGACGGAAAUCGAAGGAGGAAUUCUCAACACCGCAGAGAACGCGCAGCAAGGCAAGAAGUGUCAGCACAAGUAGCUUUAGGAGUCUCAGUCAGGCACGAAAUAAACCAGCCGAUGGAUCUAGUCACAAUGCCAAAUCCGGGCAGCGCGAUAAGACACCCGGACCAGGUCAGAAGGGAGGUGCACCAGCUAAAGCCACAGCCCAUUCAGCUAAACAGCCAGCACCGGCUAAACAAUCAUCUUGCUCUAGCAGUAAGGGAUCUUUGACACCCAAACAUUCAUUGAGUGUAGGUGCCCCAAAAACUGGAGCAGCCUUGGCAAAAUCACAGAAGAAAGGCAAAAAGAAGCAUCAAACUUAUGAUUUGGUGGUUAAAAUUGAUUUGACGGAACAUGGACUCUCUGAAGAUCAAGUUGCAGAAUUCAAAGAAGCUUUCAUGCUAUUCGACAAAGAUGAAGACGGUACUAUAUCGAUGUCUGAAUUGGGUGUUGUUAUGCGUUCUUUAGGUCAACGUCCAAGUGAAACCGAACUUCGAAAUAUGGUUGAUGCUUUUGACCAAAACGGUAAUGGAACCAUAGAAUUCAAUGAGUUUCUGCAAAUGAUGUCUAAGAAAAUGAAGAUUCCUGACGGCGAAGACGAACUCAAAGAAGCCUUUAAAGUAUUUGAUAAAAAUAAUGAUGGACUGAUAUCAGCGUCUGAAUUACGUCACGUAAUGACGAAUUUAGGCGAAAAGCUUUCUGAAGCUGAAGUAGAUGAUAUGAUGAAGGAAGCCGAUAUGGAUGGUGAUGGCAUGGUCAACUACACCGAAUUCGUGAUGAUCCUGACUAAACGAAACUAGUGCAAACUUUGUAAUCGUCGAGGUAGAAAGAAAUCAUAAAUGAAAUUGCUUGAGAGAUAAUAUUUUUGUAUUCGUCCUUUGAUUUGUGUUUUAUUUGUAUUUUACUUUGCAAAUAUUUAUACAAAACGAAAAAAAAAUUAUAAAUCUUAAAAAUCAUUUAAAACACAAUCAUAUGACGAAAUCAAAUAUCCAAAAUCAACAACAAAACGAAGUCGGAAAAUAAUAAUAUUUUAUUAAAAAACGAAUGAGUAUUUUCACAUUUAUGAAAUCAAAAUAAAAAUUGCUAACGAAAACACAGGACCAGUUAAAUUAUAUUGUAUUCAUUAUAUAAUAUAAGAAAACGCAAAAUUGUUUCGUACAAAACCUCGAUGAUUAUUUAUAAGUAGGUGCUUAUAAAACCCGAUCCUUAAAAAAAAAAAACAAAACAACAAACAAAGACAGAUGGACCACAAUCAUAAGUCCAUCCAAAAAAGAAUAAUAAAAUAAAUCAAAUAGAAAACUUUAUUAAAAUAGUUUAAUAACUUUCCAGGAAAUUUCCAAAACUUACUUACAAAAAAAAAAAAAAACAAAACAAACAUUUACUCUAUACAAAGUACUGCAUGUAUGUUUUGUACAUAAAGUAAAAAGAUGCGAGCCAGAACUAAAUAAAAAAGAAAAAUGAAAAACAAAGUCAAGAAGACAUACAAAAAAAAAGAAAUCUAGACCGGAAAUGAAAUCAUACAAGUUAGUUAAGAAAUAUUGUGUAUUUAAAGAAAAAUAUAAAAUUUAUAAGCCAUUGCUUACUUAGCGCCUAAACAAAAAAAAAAAAAAUAGCACUCAGAUAUUCUACCCAAAACUCAAAAACAUUUCAAAUCAAAAACAAAUUAAAGGCAAUAAAAUUGAAUUAACUUACAUAACAUUCUUACAUAAUAGAAAACAUACAAACAUAUUAGGAAAAUAGUAUAAAAAAUAAUAGAUAUUAAUCAUUCUGCUUAAAAUACAAACAUUUACAAAUACAUAAUAGACAAUUUAUCAACUGCGCGUAAAAAAAGGAAUCAUCAAACAUAUUGGUUUGACAUAUACUACCAUCACUAACAUCUUAAAUAAAGUUGAAGAAAAAACGGCUAAGUAAAAAUUAAAAUUAUCAGUGUAGAAUAAAAAUUGAUGUAUAUUAUUAUACUCGUAAUUUAUGUACUCAAGUAAAUUAAAGUAAAAUUUUUAUUGAAAGAUCCAAAUUUUUAGACAACGUUUAUAUAACAAAUUGAUGGAAGCUUAAGUUAAAUAUAAAAACAAAAAUGAAUCUAUAUAAAUUAUGCACGUUGUUAUGUAUUUUAAUUGUUAUAACAAAAACAUACAUAAUAAAAGAAUGAAUGUGUUAAUGUAAGAAUAAUAUGAAAAAAAAACUUAGUAAAAUUACAUUUAAUUAUUAUAACAAUCUUUAUUGUGAAUUUCGGAGAGGUUUGACGUAUCUGUGUGCAUAAUUGUAUUUCACUCACGUUUUUAGCACACAUUCAACUGCAGUUCUAAUUAGCUUUCAGUCUAAGACUGCCAGGUAAUUACGGGGUACAAUUACGAUCAUAUUUCAUAUGUUAAGGUUUUGAUUUUGACUAUUGAUGUUUCAAUUUAAUCAGUAGAAAAUUACAGAGACACAUAGCGUCAAUACGUUAACGUAUGAUCUUAAUCGUAUGCCGUUAUUCCUCCACCCAGGUUUUUUUUAAUUAAAAAAUGUUUAUAUAGUUAUUUAGGGUCUGAGCUGCUAUUGGUUUAAAAUAAUGUCCUUUUUUGCAAUGUAUUCAAAAAAAUUAACUUAAAUUACACGUACUUACCUAUAAUUCAAACUCCAAAUUAAUCCCCUUAUGAGAAACAUUUUUGAUCCUAUAUUUUGGGCAAAAAAUUGGUUAAAGGGGGUCUGAACUCGAAUCCGAACUCAGCAAUAUUUUACUAGCCUCCGUUUUUAAAACAUUUCUAUUUAAAAAAGUUUUUUCGUAAUAACGGUAGUAUUUCAAAAACGGAGGCUAAUAGAAUAUUUCUGAAAAUUAUAUUUGUUUGUCCUUUUGGCAAAAAUAAGUUAAGUUUUGUUGACCAGUGUAAUAUCUCAAAUAAUGAUUUGACUUCCAUAAAA